ACACUUUUUUAUGUGAGAAUGAAUCUCAUCUGUAGGUUACCAAGAGAAUCAAGAAAACGACAUUGAGCAAAUAUGCCUCCAAAACUAUGAGAAAAUAUCAUAGUGACCAUGUGUUAUAUCAUAAUAACCCAUCUAUCACAUGUUUAAAGAAAUUAGUCAAGAAAAAAAAAUAUUUACUAUUUCCAUAUCAUGGUGACCCUAUGCUAUAUCAUAGUGACCCUCUGCUGUAUCAAGCAACUUUUCCCCUCUCUCACGCGUUGAACUUGUUCUUUGAAAAUCACAACAUUCUAGGAUUACAUUAAAAACUAUAUUUGAAGGGUGACUAUAUAUGUAUAACGGUCACUAUAUGUCAUAUGUGUUCGAGAUGUUUUUUUUUUUUUUGUCCAUUAAAGCUAAAAUUGAGAAAAUUAACAAGAGAAUCAAGAAAAUGACCUUGAUUAACUAAGCUUGCAAAACUAUGAGAAAAUAUCAUAGUGACCAUGUGUUAUAUCAUAAUAACCCAUCUAUCAUAUGUUUACAGAAAGUGAAAGUAUUAGGUCAGACCGUCUGACCCAAUACCUUCCGUCGGACGGGCUUAGCCCAUCAAAAACGCGCGGACUUUUUUUUUCAUAUUUGUUUUGUUGAUCAACAGUUUUGUUUAUUUUUAGAAAAAACAUUUAACGGUUAUUAGGUCAUUAUCUUUUUUCGAGUUUGAAACUGUUUUUUGGAUAUCUGCUUGAUUCUCGCUAGUUAUAAAACUGAUUCUUCUUCUUUUCAAAGAAACCGAUAUUAUUAUUUACUGAUUAUUUCUAGAAUUUUUCUGCUUCUCUGCUGUUGAAACUUAGCGUGUUUUUUUGUUCGUAAUUCAUUACUGUUGCAUCGCAAAUAUGGUGAAGAGGAUCAGAGAUGAUGAUUCUAGCCCGAAGUUGAAGAAGGUGAAGAGUGUCGCAUCUUCAGGAAAAAUUUUGGCACUGUCUACUGCUGGGAAGAAGAAAGAGAAAGAUGGUGAUUAUGAUCCAAGAUGUGAUAAAUCAUUGUCUAAGAAGAAAGGCAAAUCUGAUUUAUCACCAAUCAAGUUUUCAUUUUCAAGAUCUAAUCCCGAUGAACAGAAAGACACAUUUGAUAGAUUGUAUGUAUUUUUCAUUAUUCUCCUUUUAUAUUAUAUGAUUGUUUUUUUUUUUAAAGUUAUUUUUGUUCACUUUUGUUAGGAAUUUCACUAAGCAAGAAAUGAAGUCAAUUAGUCUACAAGUAUUGUCAGACUAUUCCCAUUUAAAUGAAGUGGUUAGUAAUUUAGUGAUGAGCAAAAAAGAGACAUUAGGGAUAUUGGGUUUGGGAGUCUCUUAGAUAUUAGGAUAAAGAAGUUUUGUCCUAAUCUGAAUUUGGAGGUGUUGUUGAAUUACAAUGCAUCUGGAAUGAUGUUUUCAACAAAGAAUGGUAAACUGAUUUUUAAUA
Beta vulgaris subsp. vulgaris (sugar beet) is the source of this 1431-nucleotide messenger RNA. RefSeq lists its product as uncharacterized. The transcript has 3 exons. NCBI's taxonomy places the organism in Eukaryota, Viridiplantae, Streptophyta, Magnoliopsida, Caryophyllales, Amaranthaceae. The record is from RefSeq and is a predicted model, not a curated record. Bases 867 to 1187 code for a protein of 106 amino acids.